AUGAGAAUUAUCAAUUUUUACACGAAUUUUCAAGUGGUUGAGAUUGGUCGAGUGAUCUCAGUUAGAGAUGAGAUUGCACGUAUUUAUGGGUUGAACGAGAUUCAAGUUAGGGAAAUGGUUGAAUUUGCUAAAGGUAUGAAAGGAAUAGCCUUGAAUCUUGAGAAUGAGAAUGCAGGUAUCGUUGUCUUUGGUAGUGAUACUGCUAUUAAAGGAGAUCUUGUCAAGCGCACUGGCUCUAUUGUAGAUGUCCCUGUGGGAAAGGCUAUGCUAGGGCGUGUGGUAGACACCUUGGGAGUACCUAUUGAUGGGAUAGAGGGUCUAAGCGAUCACGAGCGAAGACGUGUCGAAGUGAAAACCCAUGUGAUUAUUGAAUGUAAAUAUGUGCAUGACCCUAUGAAUACUAGGUUAACAGCAGUAGAUAGCUUGGUUCCUGUAGGCCGUGGUCAACUAGAACUUACAAUCAGGGACCGAAAAAUCGGAAAAACAACUAUUGCUAUCGAUACCAUAUUAAACCAAAAGCAAAUGAACUCAAGGGGCAACUAUGAGAAAGCGAAUGUUAUGGAAUAUUCCAUUCUUGUAGAAGCCACCGCUUCGGAUCUUGCUCCUCUGCAAUAUCUAGCCCCAUAUUUUGGCUGUGCCAUUGGGGAAUAUUUCCACGAUAAUGGAAUGCAUGCAUUAGUAAUCUAUGAUGAUCCUAGUAAACAGGCAGUGGCAUAUAGACAAAUGUCAUUAUUGUUACGCCGACCACCACACUGUGAGGCUUUCCCAAGGGAUGUUUUAUAUUUACAUUCCCGUCUCUUAAAAAGAGCCACUAAACAAUCGGAUCAGACAGGACGCAGACAUGAAUAUAAAAAAUACCUAGAUUUCACCGGAGAAGAAGAAUCGGCGACCACCACCACAUCCUCUCCACCUCUUGACCUGCUUCGAUCGGAGCAACAGCCCCACCCCGUUGCUUCUCCUUUUGUUCUUCGGUCUAAUCACUCAUCAGAGAUCGAUACCUCCUCCCCUCGCUUUCUUUCUCUUUUGUUCCCAUCGAUCAAGGCCUAUGAAGAUUCGACUUCAUCGUUGAUUUCUUUGCCCCAUCGGAACCCCUCCUGCCCUCUGAUGCCCUCUGAUCAAACCUCUAGCACAUCUUCCCUUCUACAGUACCCCAAAACCUCCGAAACCCCACUGAAUAGCAGGGACCAAUGCUAA
Lactuca saligna is the source of this 1194-nucleotide messenger RNA. NCBI's taxonomy places the organism in Eukaryota, Viridiplantae, Streptophyta, Magnoliopsida, Asterales, Asteraceae. The record is from the annotation of a GenBank genome assembly.